UAUAAAUAAAUCUAUAAUGUAGUGCCUAGCUAAUUGUCAACGUACGUAUCAAAUUAGUAUGUAGGGAUCGUAUAUGAUCAUAAAUCUAUAUAUAUGGAAUUAAUUGGGUUCUUGUUUUGGACAUCAUCAAUUCUAUAUAUUACAAUAUUAAUUUAAGACAGAGUAUUAUGAAAUCCGGCACCGGAGAAGAGGGAGAGGGCUCUUCCGACACAAAGAGCGAGCCCUUGCCGGUUAUCCAAGCUCGAGUCGCGGCCGGAAAAAUCCACAUUUACGUACACUGCCGGAGACAAAAUGGAGCCAUGACAAAAUUGAUCGAGAAGGUUGAGAGCCUCGACAUGGUUGUCCUAAGUACUAAUUUCAUCUCCUUGGGCGAUUCCGCCGUGGAUAUCACCAUUGUCGCCGAGGCGGAGAAGGAGAAGAGACUGAAGAUGACAGUGAAAGAAAUCGAAACAGCUCUAAGGAGAUGUUUGAAUGAAUAGAUGUAUUGAUAUAUAGGUCGACAAUUAAGUGAUUGAUUGUACUUACGAUUGAAAUUAAAAGACAUAAAUUGACGACUUAUAUAUAUAUAUAUAUGUUAACUUUAAUUUUGUCAAUGGAUCGA
Molecule: messenger RNA, 601 nt
Organism: Andrographis paniculata
Lineage: Eukaryota; Viridiplantae; Streptophyta; Magnoliopsida; Lamiales; Acanthaceae
Product: transcription factor NAI1-like
Exons: 2
Coding region: 168-479 (103 amino acids)
Source: RefSeq, a predicted model, not a curated record